Molecule: messenger RNA, 773 nt
Organism: Rubroshorea leprosula
Lineage: Eukaryota; Viridiplantae; Streptophyta; Magnoliopsida; Malvales; Dipterocarpaceae
Source: the annotation of a GenBank genome assembly
GGGUGCAAAGGACCUUGUCAGAAAGAUGUUAACAAUGGAUCCUAAGAAACGGAUUACAGCUGCCAAAGCCCUCGAACAUCCAUGGUUAAAGGUGGAUGGUGAAGCAUCUGACAGACCUAUUGAUAGUGCUGUUCAAAGUAGGCUUAAGCAAUUCAGAGCAAUGAACAAGCUCAAGAAACUUGCCUUGAAGGUAAUAGCAGAAAACCUUUCAGCAGAAGAAAUUGCAGGCUUGAAAGAGAUGUUCAACAACAUCGACGUUGACAGAAGUGGAACAGUCACAUUCGAAGAGCUCAAAGAUGGAUUGUCCAGACUCGGAUCUAAACUACCAGAGGCAGAAAUAAAGGAGCUACUGGAUGCUGCUGAUGUUGACAGCAGUGGAAUGAUUGAUACCACUGAGUUUAUUGCUGCUACUAUCCAUCGGCAUAGGGUUGAGACCGAAGAGAACCUGUCCAAGGCAUUUCAAUACUUCGACAAGGAUGGCAGUGGGUUUAUCACAAGAGAUGAAUUAAGACAGGCCAUGACUAGGUACGGAAUGGGGGACGAGGCAACAAUAGAUGAAAUCCUCAACGAUGUUGACACUGACAGGGAUGGAAGAAUAAAUUACGAUGAAUUUGUAGCCAUGAUGAUGACUGGAACACCAGACCCUGGUCUGAGACAGAAAUAAGCUUCUCCUAAUACCAUGUAAAUACAACUAAGCUACCCCAUAGAAUGUGGGUCAAGUGUACGUUGAUCCUUGGCUCUGGGGUUUGUAUUAAUAAACGGUGAUGUUGAUG